GCGCUCUCCUUCUCUCCCUUUCAAGUGUUAUCACGUGCGUGAGCUAAAUUCUACAAUCAGUGUAGGGUUGCACAAACAGAUUUAGGUUCCAAACUGUUUCAUUUCUCAGCGAGAAUGUUGUGAAAACUCGGUCUGAUAGAGGUCAAACAUUGAGAUAAUUGGAACUGUGAUGAUGACAAGAGGCGGGAAGAAGAACUUUUGAGAAAUACCUUCUUCUAUGACCUUUAAUAACCGGUGGCUUUACUGCCUUCAUCCAUAUGAGAAGUUUCCCCUGAGCUCGAGACAUCUGCCGCGCACUCUGCGCUGUCCAAACUCUCUGCCACCGGGAAUAUUACGCGCGUUUUUGUCAUAGGUUGUUGUAUUACCACAUUGGGAAAUAUAGGGCGAUUGUUUCGUGGUAGACUUGGGUUGCAUGCAUCAAUGCCAAGAAAUUUCAUUAGGGGAACUUUGCCCAAGGAAAACGAGAGCCAUCUGUGUAGGAUGGAGCCGGUGGCCAAGGAGAGAGGAACAACAGAGAAUGGAGGCAGCUCCUCUACGAGGGAGCAACGCUCCUCCUGCUCCAGCCUCAAGAUGUUCCUUGUGGCCCUAUCGUUUGCCUACUUUGCCAAGGCCUUGUCUGGCAGCUACAUGAAGAGCACAAUAACCCAGCUGGAGAGGCGCUUUGACAUCCCCAGUUACCUAACAGGCGUCAUCGACGGGAGCUUUGAGAUAGGUAACCUGUUGGUGAUAGCAUUCGUGAGUUAUUUCGGUGCAAAGCUGCAUCGGCCCAAGAUCAUAGCAAUGGGCUGUGUACUGAUGGCAGUGGGAACAUUCAUCAUCGCUCUGCCACACUUCCUCAUCGGACGCUAUAAGUUCGAAACGUCAAUCCGAUCGUCAGUGAAUUCAACCAAUAACCUCUCUCCAUGUCCAGCGCGCCUGUUGUCACCCUCCUCGCAAGCUUCGGGUGACCCGCUUUCUGAGGCACCAAGCACAGGGACAGUAGGUUGUGAAGGAGAGUCCAACCUCUCCAUGUGGAUCUAUGUGUUCCUGGGGAACGUCUUACGAGGGAUCGGGGAGACUCCAGUGCAGCCCCUUGGGAUCUCGUAUAUAGAUGAUUUCGCCAGGGAGGAAAAUGCUGCAUUUUACAUUGGCUGCGUUCAGACCAUAGCAGUCAUUGGUCCUGUGUUUGGCUAUUUACUGGGAUCUCUGUGUGCCAAAAUAUAUGUGGACAUUGGAUUUGUCAACAUGGAGAGUAUCACCAUAAGCCCCGGUGAUGCUCGCUGGGUGGGGGCCUGGUGGUUAGGUUACCUUAUUGCUGGGGUAAUCACCCUGCUUUCAGCCAUCCCCUUUUGGUUCCUGCCCCGUUCCCUGCCCAUCCCGUCAGACCGAGGCCCAGCCCAGUGCACCCCGGAGCGUACUAGCUUCAUCAAAGACCCCCCUCUCCUGGAGCAUAAGUACCAAGCCGACGAGCCAGCUGGCUUUCUGGAGAUGGCCAAAGAUUUCAUACCAACGUUGAAAACCCUCCUGGGGAACCCAGUGUACUUCAUCUACCUGUGUGUGACCAUCAUUCAGCUGAACUCUCUCAUCGGCAUGGUAACCUACAAGCCCAAGUACAUAGAACAACAUUACGGACAGUCCGCAUCAAAAGCCAAUUUCCUGAUGGGUACAAUCAACAUCCCUGCCGUGGCGUUGGGAAUUUUCACUGGCGGCCUGCUCAUGAAGAGGCUGAAGCUGAGCAUCAUGGGAGCAGCCAAGUUUGCGUUCGGCACCUCUCUGAUAGGCUACUUCCUAUCCCUCUUCUUCUUCGUCAUGAGCUGCGAGAACAUCAAAGUGGCUGGGAUCACGCUGCCCUACAACAGGGUGGGUGGUGUAUCGUAUGAGGAGCGCUCAGUAUUCUCAGCCUGUAACUCCGACUGUGUUUGUUCAGGCAGAGACUGGGACCCUGUCUGUGGAGAGAACGGCAUCACGUACGUCUCUCCCUGCCUGGCUGGCUGCCAGACCUCCACAGGAUCAGGGAAGAACACGGUGUUCUCUAACUGUAGCUGUGUGGUGGCAGCAGGAAUGAGCAGUGGUAACCUGACAGCCAGUGUAGGCCACUGUCCUCACAGAGACGACUGUGACCGUGUCUUCCCUUACUUCCUGGCUCUUUCUGUCAUCACUUCCUUUAUCAUCUCCCUGGGUGGCACGCCAGGCUACAUGGUCCUCAUCAGGUGUAUCAAGCCUCAACUGAAGUCCUUAGCUCUGGGGUUCCAUACUCUGUCCACACGUACACUUGCGGGCAUCCCAGCGCCCAUCUACUUUGGGGCGAUCAUCGACACCACGUGUCUGAAGUGGGGCCAGAAGAGAUGCGGAGGGAGAGGAGCCUGUCGGAUAUAUAACACUACAGCAUAUAGGAUAGCUUACCUGGGUCUGACUAUGGGCCUGAGGACAGUUUCCUUUCUGCUGUGUAUACUGGGAUUCGUGCUGCUCAAACAACACCUGCGGAGAGAGGAAUGCAGCGCCCACCAAGUGGCCAAUGGCGGAGCAGAACUGGAGGCACUCAGGAAAGAGGAGGUCCUAGCCUCCAACUCGGACCAAUCGCUACAGACUUCCACAACAGACUACAACAACACAGAGAGAGAGACACGGCUGUGACAGUUUGAGACACAAUCUCCCCUGAUCCCUCACGUUACACACAGACACACACAAACACUAGAUUUGCAGGAACCAACAACGGGCUGUGCCUGACCAUCUCAUCUCAUAGAACAUAAAUGAUGUAUUUGUACUGUACCUGUCAAGGUUAUGUAUAUUUAAAAAUAUACAGUUGAAGUCAGAAGUUUACAUACACCUUAGCCAAAUACAUUUAAACUCAGUUUUCACAAUUCCUGACAUUUAAUCCUAGUAAAAAUUCCCUGUCUUAGGUCAGCACUUUAUUUUAAGAAUGUGAAAUGUCAGAAUAAUAGUAGAAUGAUUUAUUUCAGCUUUUAUUUAUUUUAACACAUUCCCAGUGGGUCAGAAGUUUACAUACACUCAAUUAGUAUUUGGUAGCAUUGCCUUUAAAUUGUUUCACUUGGGUCAAACAUUUCGGGUAGCCUUCUACAAGCUUCCCACAAUAAAUUGAGUGAACUUUGUCCCAUUCCUCCUGACAGAGCUUGUGUAACUGAGUCAGGUUUGAAGGCCUCCUUGCUCGCACACACUUUUUCAGUUCUGCCCACAAAUUUUCAAUAGGAUUGAGGUCAGGGCUUUGUGAUGGCCACUCCAGUACAUUGACUUUGUUGUUCUUAAGCCAUUUUUCCACAACUUUGUAAGUAUGCUUGGGGUCAUUGUCCAUUUGGAAGACCUAUUUGCGACCAAGCUUUAACUUCAUGAUGUCUUGAGAUGUUGCUUCAAUAUAUCCACAAUUUCCAUCCACAUAAUUUUCCAUCUAUUUUGUGAAGUGCACCAGUCCCCCACAACAUGAUGCUGCCACCCCCGUGCCUCACUGUUGGGAUGGUGUUCUUCGGCUUGCAAGCCUCCCCCUUUUUCCUCCAAACAUAACGAUGGUCAUUAUGGCCAAACAGUUCUAUUUUUGUUCCAUUGACCAGAGGACAUUUCUCUAAAAAGUACAAUCUUUGUCCCGAUGUGCAGUUGUAAGCUGUAGUCUGUUUUUUUAUGGUGGUUUUGGAGCAGUGGCAUCUUCCUUGCUGAGAGGUCUUUCAUGUUAUACCUUCAGGCGUUUGGAAAUUGCUCCCAAGGAUAAACCAGACAUGCAGAGGUCUACAAUUUUGUUUUCUGAGGUCUUGGCUGAUUUCUUUUGAUUUUCCCAUGAUGUCAAGCCAAGAGGCACUGAGUUUGAAGGUGAGCCUUGAAAUACAUCCACAGGUACACCUCCAAUUGACUCAAAUUAUGUCAAUUAGCCUAUCAGAAGCUUCUAAAGCCAUGACAUAAUUUUCUGGAAUUUCCCAAGCUGUUUAAAGGCCCAGUCAACUUAGUGUAUGUAAACUUCUGACCCACUGGAAUUGUGAUAGUCAAUUAUAGGUGAAAUAAUCCGUCUGUAAACAAUUGCUGGAAAGAUUAUUUGUGUCAUGCACAAAGCAGAUGUCCUAACCGACUUGCCAAACCUAUAGUUUGUUAACAAGAAAUUUGUGGAGUGGUUGAAAAAUGAGUUUUAAUGACUCCGACCUAAGUGUAUGUAAACUUCCGACUUCAGCUGUAUAUGUUUUUGAUAUAACUGAAGUAUUUCAUAGAUGUACCUGCUGUAUUUUACAAAACCACAAAUGUAAUUACAUAGAAUGUCAUCUUUGUUGUUGGUACAAAGAAAGUAUUUAAUUGGAUUUGUUAACAAUUGGUUAAUUGUUUUUACUGCAGCAAGAGUCCAGUUUCGGUCACUGAGUAUUUUUGUAACAACUCUCAAGGUAGUCUACAUUAUAAUAUUGUUAGAAAGCUUCAAUCUGUUGAAAGAGAAUGUCAGACAUUCUGCGCUUCUCUACUGUAACAUUGCCAAAUUGUGAUCUCAAUAGCCCUGCUUAUACCUGGUUUUAACAUGCACACUUAUACACAGCAAAUUGGUUAGUGUUACCUAGUGUUGAUAUUUCUGUUUAACAUUUGGAGUGUUGAUUCAGGUGGUUUAAAAGAAUCCCGCUGUUGGUAUUAAUUAAUAACUAGUGGUAAACCAAAACCACACCCAUCAGUAUCAUAUUUCCCAGCAUGCUCUUACUGCAGGUAGAUUUCUUGGAAAUGUUUGUUUCGAUAUCUCUGUUUUUGCAUGUACAUUUAUUGAUUAAAUAGUUUGAUUCAACUCAAAUAUAACAUGCAUUUUUCUAAACUAAUCAAAUAUGUUACUUGGAUUUAUUGUACCCGGCACUGAAAUGGUUGUUCCAGUUUCAAUUCUUUAGGUUGUCUCAUCUCUUAUCCUUCCCAAACCAGUAAUCGGUGAACAAAAAUUCAAAAUGUUGGCUAUCCCCACUCUGGCUGGAUUACAAUAGGAAUUACACAUCACAGCAAUAUGUGACCUGCAGGCCUGAUUUUCCAUGUAAAUCACAAAUUUAUGGCAUCUGAUUUAUGGUUAAAUAAUUACAUUUAAAUGAUAACAUAAUUAACUUAAGAUCUCACUUCAUGAAGGCUAUAGGAUUGAAAACAGAUGAAUGCAACAACCAUGUCUCUGUCAUGGGUGGUAUCUCUGCAAUUUACUUAAAAGGCAAGGCACUCUGGGAAAUAUGCAAAUAAUGCUUUACACUAAGCAGUGUGUUAAUUUACACUGAAAAGAGUGGACUGGUAUAGACAUUGCACCAGUGUUAAAUGUAACAUUCUCAGUGUUGAUUUAACACUGGAGAUUUUGCUGUGUAAGAUCUGAUCACAAUACACCUUUUAAUUGUCUACACCGGUCUAAAAAUGUGGGCACCAACAGAAUGUCGACAAAAUCAGGACAAAGGACACAUUAGCACCAGGUAUAAACAGGGCUACUCUUCAUCAUGUCUGUGUGACUGUUAUGCUACAGGAGAUGCCACUGUGCCAGUUUACCGUAGCUGUUCUCUGCCUAAGGUGUGUUGCAGGAGUGUUCCUAUUUCAGUUCUGAUCAAAUCCACUAGGUGGCAGUAUUGCAUACUGGUAGUAAAUCCAUCUCGGACUUGAAAAUGUCAGUAUUAUUACAAUGAAUUGUGAUACAAUUAACAACUCAAAGAUCAUUAUAGAUAUAAAAUGCACAUCCACUGGACCACUACACUGUCUACCAUCAGUGACUAUCCACUGUAGGUGCCAUAUUCAUUAAGAGAAGUAAAGCAGAUUUGCAUAAUUUAUUGGUCAGUCUGUCUGAGUGUGUAUAAAUUGUGUACGUAUGUUUGAAAGUUUUAGGGCUCUAUUUAAUCUGUAUUGCUGAAGCUUUACAAUUGCGAGAGAGAAAUGUAAAGGUAAUUUCCGAUUGAGCAGCGUUUACCAUGUAUGCAGUCGCUACUACAUUUGGAAUAUUGCCUUUAUAUUUUAAAAACACUGACGCUGAAUUUCCCGCAAUACUGAUUGAAUAGAGCCCUUAAUGUGCCAAAAUCUCUGAACAAAAACACCAUGGUCAAUUCUCAGGUUGUUCCUAAAUUAGUGAAUAAACAUGUCUUUAUAUUAUACAGGUGAAUAUUUCAAUCACUUGGAUUGGUGGACCAAAUAUAUGUUGAUUUGGCAAGAGAUACCAAGAAACUUUUAUUUUGAAUGGCUUUGUUUUGUGAAGCAAAUUAAAUUAAAUGGAUGUCA
Oncorhynchus masou masou (cherry salmon) is the source of this 6174-nucleotide messenger RNA. RefSeq names its product solute carrier organic anion transporter family member 1C1-like. The transcript is spliced from 15 exons. The record is from RefSeq and is a predicted model, not a curated record. Gene Ontology annotation, cellular component: plasma membrane. Gene Ontology annotation, molecular function: protein binding. Gene Ontology annotation, biological process: sodium-independent organic anion transport; transmembrane transport. The coding region runs from base 421 to 2613 and encodes 730 amino acids. NCBI's taxonomy places the organism in Eukaryota, Metazoa, Chordata, Actinopteri, Salmoniformes, Salmonidae.